Messenger RNA from Olea europaea var. sylvestris, 1138 nucleotides. Its product is annotated as sister chromatid cohesion protein SCC4-like. Gene Ontology annotation, cellular component: SMC loading complex; chromatin. NCBI's taxonomy places the organism in Eukaryota, Viridiplantae, Streptophyta, Magnoliopsida, Lamiales, Oleaceae. Bases 1 to 1119 code for a protein of 372 amino acids. Gene Ontology annotation, biological process: maintenance of mitotic sister chromatid cohesion; mitotic sister chromatid cohesion. Gene Ontology annotation, molecular function: double-stranded DNA binding. The record is from RefSeq and is a predicted model, not a curated record. The transcript is spliced from 7 exons.
AUGGUAUUUGUUGGUUGUAUAGGUAGGGGUGCUAGCAGCGAUGGUGGAUCAACGUUGAUUUUUGUUGGUGGUGCAGGCAGUGGUGGUGCGAAACAACAGUGCCUUGGUUUAUUGUUUUAUUACGAGCUGCUGCAAUUGUUCUAUCUACUCCGGAUAUGUGAUUACAAGAAUGCUGCUCACCGUGUUGACAAAUUGGAUGUUGUUAUAAAGUCUGACUUGCAACGGAUGCAACAUAUGCGAGAACUCACCAAAGAGCUUGAUGCACUAAAUCACAGUCUCUCCCACUCUGAUUUGAACUACAGGGACAAAUCUGCUCUUACUGAAAAACAAGCUCAGCUUGAAGAACGACUUGGUAAUUAUAGUGGGAUGAGUUUAACUGGGAAAAUGCCUUUGGAACCUGCAUAUUUUGGAAAUGUGAAACGAGCAUGGGCUGAUAAACUUGAGCUGGCCCCCCCUCCCAUUGAUGGGGAAUGGCUACCAAAAAGUGCAGUCUACGCGUUGGUAGAUCUUAUGGUGGUUGUUUUUAGCCGCCCAAAGGGACUUUUUAAGGAGUGUGGAAAGAGGGUUCAAUCUGGAAUGCAAAUUAUCCAAGAGGAAUUGGUGCAACUUGGAAUUACUGAUGGCAUUAAAGAAGUAGAACUGCAACACUCUGCAAUAUGGAUGGCUGGGGUCUAUUUGGUGCUUCUAAUGCAGUUCCUUGAAAAUAAAGUAACUAUCGAUCUUACACGAACUGAAUUUGUUGAGGCACAAGAGGCUUUGAUACAGAUGAGAAAUUGGUUUAUUCGCUUCCCAACAAUCUUACAGGCCUCUGAGAGUAUCAUUGAGAUGCUACAAGGGCAGUAUGCUCAUUCUGUUGGCUGCUAUAGUGAAGCUACUUAUCAUUUCCUUGAAGCUUCGAAGUUGACGGAGAGCAAGUCAAUGCAAGCCAUGUUCCACAUUUAUGCAGCAGUCUCUUACAUCUGCAUUGGAGAUGCUGAAUCCUCUGCAAAGGCUGUUGACCUGAUUGGACCAGUUUUGGGAGUCGUUGAUUCUUUUGUUGGAGUGCGAGAGAAAACCAGCGCCCUUUUCGCCUAUGGCUUUCUACUGAUGAGACAGCAGAAUCUACAAGAAGCUAGGUAGAAGUUGCUACUCUCGUUUC